Messenger RNA from Kockovaella imperatae, 1240 nucleotides. Its product is annotated as Alpha/Beta hydrolase protein. Lineage: Eukaryota; Fungi; Basidiomycota; Tremellomycetes; Tremellales; Cuniculitremaceae. Gene Ontology annotation, molecular function: hydrolase activity. Bases 223 to 1203 code for a protein of 326 amino acids. The record is from RefSeq and is a predicted model, not a curated record. The transcript has a single exon.
GAUUGCGUAGACUUCCUGCAAGAUACGCAUGUUCAUCCGCGAUGCCUCCCCUCCCAUACACCAGGCCUCCGCGUGUCUUCCGGCUAUGAUCGGUUAUGGAAGAUCCCAGCUGACCAUCACAUUUGGGACGUCUCCGAGAUUAUCGGAUCUGCUCUGUCUUCUGCACUCACUUGACAUCCCCUUCCUACAAAGAGUGAUCAGGUUCGUCGCUUUACGGCCAAAAUGGCAUCUUUCAUAGCAUGGCUCGUGACUCUCUACGUUGUUUGGAUCCGACGAUCCAAAGAGAUCUUCAGAAAUCCUGACCGAUUGAGAAAGGUCAUGCAGGAAACAUACCUCCGACCGACGAGUUUCGCACCUCCAAAGAAAUUAGGUUCAAAUCUUGUCAUCAUUCGAGAGGAUCAAGCGAGCUGGCCAGUCUACAGAGUCUCGAAGCCGCGUGUCAUCGGGAAAGCCUCGCCAGGACCAAAUGGGGCAAUGAUGUACCUUCAUGGUGGGGCUUUCUUUCGAGAAAUUCUGGGUCCUCAUUGGAGUCUCAUCGCCCAUCUGUGUCAAGAGACUGGACUGGACAUCAUCGUUCCUAUCUACCCUCUUCUACCUCGCCCAGGCUCAGAUGCAAAGUCCGUCAUUGACCAUGCUCUGGAUAUCGCAGUGGGACAAGAAUCCCCAAUACAAUGUAUCGCUGGCGAUUCAGCAGGUGGAACGCUUGCUCUCGCCCUGGCUCAGCAGUGUCUGAAACGAAAAGAUGAGUCAAAAUACGCUCGACUGGCGCGGGACCUUCGAUGUGUUGUGCUCCUAUCACCCUGGUUAGACAUAACGGCAACUCAUCCCGAGCUCGAAGUCCUCGAUAAGGACGAUCCAUGGCUCGGUAUACCCGGGGCCAAAGUCCUCGGCAAAAUUUACGCUGGAGAGCUGGCGCUAGACGAUCCGAUUGUCAGCCCUCUCUUUGGAGAUAUCGAUAAUCUCCCUCCACUGUUGCUCUUUGGUGGAACUCGUGACAUUCUUUGCUCCGAUGCUAGAAGAUUGAGUGCAAAGUACCAAGGCAAAGGGGUCACCAAAGGCGAACCCGGUUCAUUCGAAUCGGAGCGCUUCACAUUCGUUGAAGGCAAAGAUAUGAUCCAUGUCUGGCCGAUGUUGCCCUCGUCCGAAGGCAAACGGGACAAGGCGAAGAUGGUCAGUUUCAUAAAUAAGCAAAUCGCAGGCUGAGGGAGACGGUGGUCCCUGGACAAUAGUCCAGGUGCGG